Strongyloides ratti is the source of this 282-nucleotide messenger RNA. RefSeq lists its product as hypothetical. NCBI's taxonomy places the organism in Eukaryota, Metazoa, Nematoda, Chromadorea, Rhabditida, Strongyloididae. Bases 1 to 282 code for a protein of 93 amino acids. The transcript is spliced from 2 exons. The record is from RefSeq and is a predicted model, not a curated record.
AUGCCUAUAUCAAAAUCUGUUUAUGCUAAUUCUAAAGAUAAUCAUUUCUCAAUUUAUGAUUAUAAAUAUAGAAUUUUACAAAUUAUUUUUCCUAAUAAAAGGAUUAAUAAAAGAAAGCGAUAUCAAGCUAUUUGUGAACUUUUUAAGUUCUAUUUACUUGCGACAAAUGUUUGUUACUCAAAUCAGGGCGGUAAACUUAAUUAUUCAAAGAAAAAAGCAAGAAAAUUACUUCAAGUUAAAUCAAAUGGUUUAGUUCAAUCCGAACAUAGUAGUUAUCUUUAA